ACAUUUCCCAGGAGGCGGCGCGGCGGGCGAGAGCAGAAAAGCCGCGGCUUGCGGGGCGUUGCUCUGUAGCGCAUCCUAGGGCUCCGGGCUUCCCGCGCCUUUUGGCCGCCUUCUGGCUGUCGAGAGGUGGCGGGAUUCCGUGCUGCAGCCGUAAGUCCGUUUUCUUGCUGAGCCGAGUGAGGCGGGCGGUGACCGGAUCCUGCCAUGGCUGCGAACUAUUCCAGUUCAAGUAACAGGAAAGAACAUGUCAGAAUUACAACCAAGCCCCAGCCGGGCUUCCUGGAGCGGCUGAGUGAGACUUCGGGUGGGAUGUUUGUGGGGCUCAUGACCUUCCUGCUGUCCUUCUACUUAAUUUUCAUGAAUGAGGGCCGUGCAUUGAAGACGGCGACCUUGCUGGCCGAGGGGCUGUCACUGGUGGUGUCCCCUGAGAGCAUUCACAGUGUGGCUCCGGAGAAUGAGGGGAAGCUGGUGCACAUCAUUGGGGCCUUGCGGACAUCCAAGCUCCUGUCUGAUCCAAACUAUGGGGUCCACCUUCCGGCUGUGAAGCUGCGGCGCCACGUGGAAAUGUACCAGUGGGUGGAAACUGAGGAGUCCAGGGAGCACACUGAGGAUGGGCAGGUGAAGACAGAGACGAGGUACUCCUACAACACCGAAUGGAGGUCAGAAAUCAUCAACAGCAGAAACUUUGACCGAGAGAUUGGCCACAAAAACCCCAGUGCAAUGGCCGUGGAGUCAUUCACUGCAACUGCCCCCUUCGUCCAGAUCGGCAGGUUUUUCCUCUCAGCAGGCCUCAUCGACAAAAUUGACAACUUCAAGCCUCUGAGCCUGUCCAAGCUGGAGGACCCACACGUGGACAUCGUUCGCCGGGGCGACUAUUUCUAUCACAGCGAAAACCCCAAGUAUCCUGAGGUUGGAGACCUUCGCAUCUCGUUCUCGUACGCUGGGCUGAGCGGUGAUGACCCUGACUUGGGCCCAGCUCACGUGGUCACUGUGAUUGCCCGGCAGCGCGGUGACCAGCUGGUCCCCUACUCCACCAAGUCUGGGGACAGCCUGCUUCUCCUGCACCAUGGGGACUUCUCAGCAGAGGAGGUGUUUCAUCGAGAGCAAAAAAGCAACUCACUGAAAACGUGGGGGCUGCGGGCAGCUGGCUGGGUGGCCAUGUUCACAGGCCUCAACCUCAUGACGCGGAUCCUCUAUACCCUGGUGGACUGGUUCCCCGUCUUCCGAGACCUGGUCAACAUCGGCCUGAAGGCCUUUGCCUUCUGCAUGGCCACCUCGCUGACCUUGCUGACCGUGGCUGCCGGCUGGCUCUUCUAUCGGCCUCUGUGGGCGCUCGUCAUUGGCUGCCUGGCCCUGGUGCCCAUUAUCAUUGCUCGGACACGGGUGCCAGCCAAAAAGCUGGAGUGAGAUAAGCCCGCUCCUGCUGGACACCGCCUGAGCCUCGGGAUCCAGGUCACUCCCCCAGCCAGCACACAUCUUGGAUUCCAUGCGCGCCCUGCUCAGGUGGCAGCCUUGCAGCACGCAGGGUGUUGGGUUGACAUCCAUUAGCACUCCCACCCCUUCUCCCCAGUGGAGAGCAUGGCAAGCGUCCUCCUGCACCCCUUUCCUUCUCCCUGGACUCUGUGGCGCUUGUGUGUCUCACUCAGCUGCUAUCUGCAGAGAUGGUGACACUCAGCCGCCGCCUCAUCUCUGCCUCUCAUCCUGGAGAUAUUGCUGGCGUGCCACCACCACGCCUGAGUGCCAGGACAGUGGCAGGGACACCACAAACCCACUCUGUGCAUGAACUUGACGCGGUACCUAACACAGAAACCAUCGGGGGGCAGGUUGUGACAUGGAAGGUGGGUGUUUUUUGUUUGGCUUUGCACGAAUGGUGCAGUUUGGCAGAAUCUUCCUGGUGUAGGACCCCCAAAGGUCUGGUUACGUUUCUUGUCGCUUGAUUUCUUAGUGUGAAUCUCACCGACCUACCCUAAGGGGUGGUUUCAGGUAAGAUAUAAAAAACUAAACAUCUCCUGAAUGAUUCAUAUCUCAGACUGUUAUAGAAAACACCCUUUGAUCUGCCUGUUGAAGUUAGUUCUGGGCACAGAGUUCAGUGGGCUGUGACUGCCUGGUUGAGGAAAGUUAUCUGUUGGUAUUCUGGGUCCCCAGGACCAGUAUUAAUAAAAGGCUUGUUUUCCUCUGGGAGGAGAUGGGGGUCUCUACCUGGGGAAGAAAAGCCAUUUCCUCUCAUCCUCUGGCAUCAAAACCCACUGAUUUUCUUAAAGAUGAUUCUAAGUUUCUAGUCAGCUACCAUAGCAGGCUCCUUCAUGGUAACCCCAUCAUGUAAAAUCAGGCAUCAGAGGCUGCAGAUUUGCAGUUUCUCUGGCCUGGCUGUUCAUCAUGGAUGUGCUUUUAACAUGAGCAUCUGGGCCUCAAAGUGGCUGCUUCUGGGUGAUUUAUGUGUUCAUUGUCCACAGCUUUAUUCUUAAACUAAACCCACCCACGCUUAAUUCACAUAGUUUCUAAGUUUCCCAACUACUCGCACACCUUUUGAAAGAUAAAGUUUAUUGUAACAUUGAUGUCUCAAAAGCUUAUUAAUAAUGUCCCUUAUCUUUGGACUGUUUGGAAGCUCCUGUGCCCUGCUGAGAGUGGCUGCUUUACGAGUAGUAUUUGGUAGGUGAAUAGGGCUCAGGACUUCUGAAACGUGUGAUCGAUCAUCACCCAUGAUCCUGGCAUGUUGGUGGCAUAAAUUGAGAGUUUUCAUGUUCAGAACAGCCAGCACUAGGGAUGAGUUACCUGAAAUAGUGUUCACUGUGCUUGUUAAAUGAGGAGUUUCACCCAGUCUCUCAAUUCCAAGAUGCUUCUGGAAAAGCAGUGACAGAUGAUGACUAAAUACAAAGUCUUUGACAUUUGGUUUGUGUUUUUUCUAGUACAGAUUUUAAAUUAUGGCCAAUUUCAAGUGUUCUUAAAGAGCAAAAUAAGGUUAAAUAUUUCAAGCCUUUGGAAAAUCAUGAAAUGUGCAUUGUCUUUGUAUUUUUGAUAAAAAUUCAAAAUAAAUUUCUAAAUACCUUUUGA
Phacochoerus africanus (Common warthog) is the source of this 3051-nucleotide messenger RNA. RefSeq names its product transmembrane protein 43 (gene TMEM43). Gene Ontology annotation, biological process: nuclear membrane organization. The coding region runs from base 205 to 1407 and encodes 400 amino acids. The transcript is spliced from 12 exons. Gene Ontology annotation, cellular component: nuclear inner membrane. NCBI's taxonomy places the organism in Eukaryota, Metazoa, Chordata, Mammalia, Artiodactyla, Suidae. The record is from RefSeq and is a predicted model, not a curated record.